CGCCCAGGUCAGUAACACCCGGGAGAGGAGGGGUUGCGCAGGCGCUUCGCUGAACAAAGCAAGCUGACGGGCCGUGCGAGGAGGGCUGCUCAGGCGCUGAGCGCGGUGGUGUCCUUUGUUGCCUGUUCGCUGUGCCCUUUCUCCUCGCACCACCUCCAUUAUGCUCUGCCGAUUAAUUGCCCGGGGCAGCUGCAGAAAUAGUAGUAAAUUGAUUGCACCUCUUGGGUGUCUGGUAUCUAGGCAAAAGCACACUCUUCCUGACUUGCCUUAUGAUUAUGGGGCCCUGCAACCUCACAUUAGUGCAGAAAUUAUGCAGCUUCACCACAGCAAACAUCAUGCUGCAUAUGUAAAUAAUCUGAAUGUUGCUGAAGAAAAAUACAAAGAGGCCUUGGCAAAAGGUGAUGUGACUGCUCAGGUAUCCCUUCAGCCAGCUCUGAAGUUCAAUGGUGGAGGUCACAUUAAUCAUACUAUUUUCUGGACAAACCUUUCUCCGAAUGGUGGAGGGGAGCCAACAGGAGAACUUAUGGAAGCUAUUAAACGUGAUUUUGGCUCCUUUGGGAACUUCAAGGAGAAACUGACAACUGUUUCAGUUGGUGUGCAAGGCUCAGGAUGGGGAUGGCUGGGUUUUAACAAAGAUCAAGGUCGACUGCACGUUACAGCCUGUUCCAAUCAAGAUCCUCUCCAAGGAACUACAGGUCUCAUUCCCCUUCUAGGAAUUGAUGUAUGGGAGCAUGCAUAUUAUCUUCAGUAUAAAAAUGUUAGACCCGACUAUCUCAAAGCUAUCUGGAACGUGAUCAAUUGGGAAAAUGUAUCUUCAAGAUAUGCAGCUUGCAAAAAGUAGAUAAAAAUUAUUGUACAGACUCAUUAAAGGAAGAACCUUGGUAUUCCUUGCAUUAUUUUUGUAGUAACGUAAUGGCUAAUUGCUCCACCACUGAAAAUAUUAAAGCACAUCAAACAACAGCUCUAAAUUUUUGUCUAAUUUGGUGAAACUGCUAAUCUGGCCUUCAAACACAGGAAUUCUUUAUCCAGUGCUCUGAAAUUAUACCAUUCUUUAUAAAACAUCAGUAUGGGAUUACAACUGAAGUUCCUCUUGAUAUGUGAGUUGAUGAUGACUCUUUCAAGUGGGUUUCUUGCAAUGCAAAGAAAAAAACUAGGUGUAUCAAAUUCAGAAGGAGAGUCCAAAAUUAUAGCGCUGCCAGAGCAUUUUAGAGUAUGAAUGAUACCCCAACAUUGCAUGAGCAGAAUUCCCCUUCCUCUCCUCCCAUUUGCAGUUCCCCAGAUUCCAUUGGGGUCUCCAACUCUAGAGCAGAUUUGAUGGGUGAACAGGGGAAGAAUAAGGGGAAGUCCUGUUGUGGAACAGAAGUCUGUUCCUCUUGUGCAUGGGCAUCAUGGAAUAUCGCCUUAGGUUUCAUUAAAGGAUGGUAUGUAUGUUAGAGGUUGCUAGUGCUUGAGUAAAAGAUAAUUCAUUAUAGUCAGAGGUCUGGCAAAUACUUGUUAGUUACAACAUCGAGAUUCGUAACGUGUGAGCUGCUAAAGACAGUGGGCUAACUUUUAGGAAAUUUGCUUUUGAAAGUAAGAAAAUGUCAGACAGACAAAAAACACAAGAGAUGCAUUGCACUAAAUAUAUAGGAUGUCAGGUUUGUGGUUAAGAGUAUUUAAUAUGUGUGUGUGUUUGUCUUCAAAUGGGAAAUAUCCAUUGCUAUUUCUGUAGAAUAUUAAUGCAUAAUUAAAUUGUUUUCUAAUUUU
Rhineura floridana is the source of this 1746-nucleotide messenger RNA. RefSeq names its product superoxide dismutase 2 (gene SOD2). Gene Ontology annotation, biological process: superoxide metabolic process. The transcript is spliced from 5 exons. Gene Ontology annotation, cellular component: mitochondrion. Gene Ontology annotation, molecular function: superoxide dismutase activity; metal ion binding. The coding region runs from base 161 to 841 and encodes 226 amino acids. Lineage: Eukaryota; Metazoa; Chordata; Lepidosauria; Squamata; Rhineuridae. The record is from RefSeq and is a predicted model, not a curated record.